Messenger RNA from Melospiza georgiana, 2533 nucleotides. It is a transcript of the gene PIP4K2B, whose product is annotated as phosphatidylinositol-5-phosphate 4-kinase type 2 beta. Gene Ontology annotation, biological process: phosphatidylinositol metabolic process. The transcript has 10 exons. Gene Ontology annotation, molecular function: phosphatidylinositol kinase activity. The record is from RefSeq and is a predicted model, not a curated record. The coding region runs from base 11 to 1282 and encodes 423 amino acids. Lineage: Eukaryota; Metazoa; Chordata; Aves; Passeriformes; Passerellidae.
CGGGUCCGCCAUGGCCGCGAACUGCGCGGGGGCCGCGGGGACGGCGGCGGGAGCCGUCGCCGCCGUGGGCUCGGCCCUGAGCGCCAGCAAGACUAAGACCAAGAAGAAACACUUCGUGUGCCAGAAGGUGAAGCUGUUCCGGGCCUCGGAGCCGCUGCUCAGCGUCCUUAUGUGGGGGGCGAACCACACGAUCAAUGAGCUCAGCAAUGUUCCCGUCCCCGUCAUGCUAAUGCCCGAUGACUUUAAAGCCUACAGUAAGAUUAAGGUGGACAAUCAUCUAUUCAACAAGGAGAACCUGCCCAGCCGCUUCAAAUUCAAGGAGUAUUGUCCCCUGGUGUUCCGGAACCUCCGGGAGAGAUUUGGGAUCGAUGACCAGGACUACCAGAACUCGGUGACACGCAGCGCUCCAGUGAACAGCGACAGCCAGGGCCGCUGUGGCGCGCGCUUCCUCACCACCUACGACAGGAGGUUCGUCAUCAAGGCCGUGUCCAGCGAGGACGUGGCAGAGAUGCACAACAUCCUCAAGAAGUACCACCAGUUCAUUGUGGAGUGCCAUGGGAACACACUGCUGCCCCAGUUCCUGGGCAUGUACCGGCUCACCGUGGAUGGCGUGGAGACCUACAUGGUGGUCACCAGAAACGUCUUCAGCCACAGGCUGACUGUGCACAGGAAGUACGACCUGAAGGGUUCAACAGUAUCCAGGGAAGCAAGUGAUAAAGAGAAGGCCAAGGACCUCCCGACCUUCAAGGACAACGACUUCUUGAAUGAGGGUCAGAAGCUGCAUGUUGGAGAAGACAGUAAAAAGAACUUCCUUGAGAAGCUGAAGCGGGAUGUGGAGUUUUUAGCCCAGCUGAAGAUCAUGGAUUACAGCCUGCUGGUGGGCAUCCAUGAUGUGGACCGGGCCGAACAGGAGGAGAUGGAGGUGGAGGAGCGGGCAGAGGAUGAGGAGUGUGAGAAUGAUGGGCUGGGGGGGAACCCCAUCUCCUCCUAUGGGACCCCCCCCGACAGCCCCGGCAACCUCCUCAACUACCCCCGGUUCUUCGGGCCCGGGGAGUUCGACCCCUCCGUGGAUGUGUAUGCCAUGAAGAGCCACGACAGUGCCCCCAGGAAGGAGGUUUAUUUCAUGGCCAUCAUCGACAUCCUCACACCCUACGACACCAAGAAGAAAGCUGCACACGCUGCCAAGACAGUGAAACAUGGGGCCGGGGCAGAGAUCUCCACGGUGAAUCCGGAGCAGUACUCAAAGCGCUUCAACGAGUUCAUCUCCAGCAUCCUGACAUAGGGGCACAUCCUGCUGCAGGGCUGCAGGCAGGCCUGGGGGCUGCUCCUGCAGCCUGAGACAGCACAGACACUGCAGCAGCACCGGGGCACACCUGUGGCACCGUGUGGGGCACGUGUGGCACCGUGUGACAAAACCCAUCCUCAUCCUCGCUGCGCCCGCUGCACCUCUGGGUUUGGUGUUCCAGAAGUGCCCAGAUCUCACAUUUGAGGGCUUUUCCAAACAAGCCAAGUGCAUUGUUCCAGCACUGCUCUUUCUGCCCAGUGACGUUUUUUCCUCUCUGCUGAGGGGCUGGGACACGUGUGGCACUGUCCCCAAGGGGUCACAUUCAGCAGUGCCUGACUCACAAACCACUCCUUGUUUUUUGUGUUGUUGUUGUUGUUGUUUUAUUGGACUGGCUUGGCCAGAAAAAGAAAAAAAAAAAAAACCUUUAUUUCCCUCUCGGUAGGAAUUGGAAGGAAAAUAGCUCACCAUUUCAGGGAUGGAAAAUAUAACUGAUAAAAAGGAGGAGUCGCUGAACUUUAGGUAAAUUCAGACUGGGACACUUUCUAUUUUUUUGGUUAAUUUAAGUAACGAAAAAGAAAAGGAAAAAAAAAACAAACCACUUUUUUGUAACUGCACUUGAUUUACAAGAAAGGUGAGGGAAAUGAACAUCUACCAAAGAUGAUGUCUGAAAAAAAAAAAAAGGUAUAACUCAAAAACAAGCAGAGAACUGAGAGAGGCAUUGACCAACCUCAGCUCAUUAUGUGCUCGGACCUGGGGUUAUUUUAAUUGGCCAGCUCUGAAGAUUUUCUUAAAAGAAGAGGAAAAACAAAUAUUUUAAAAAAGGCAUUUUUGUACCUGUAGAUCCAGGCUAAGAUUUUGGGCCACUUCCUCAGCCAGGAAUGGCUCUGAGGUCACCAUCACAAUCCUGCCAGUGUUAAUUAGCUAACUAAUUAUUCAGUCUUCCUUCCCCACCUCACCUGCAACAGGUACUUGAAUCUGUGUCCUGACAGAGGUUGCUGGGUUGGUUUUUUUGUGUUUUAUUUUUAAAAAAUGUGACUUGCACAGAAGGAAUUGGCCUGGCUGCCAGCGGGGAGUGCUGGAGGCUGGGCUCAUCCUGCUCCCAACCCCCUGAGUGACCCUCCAGGAGUGGAAAUGGUUGAACUCUCACACCAGAUUUCUUUUCCAGCCCCCCCCGAAGGAUUUUGGGACUGAUUGGAGUGACUGAAAUCGUCCUGUUUUGUCUACUUUAACCUUUUCACAGCCAAGCUC